Eurypyga helias (sunbittern) is the source of this 1365-nucleotide messenger RNA. It is a transcript of the gene RAD17, whose product is annotated as RAD17 homolog (S. pombe). NCBI's taxonomy places the organism in Eukaryota, Metazoa, Chordata, Aves, Eurypygiformes, Eurypygidae. Gene Ontology annotation, biological process: DNA repair; DNA damage checkpoint signaling; mitotic DNA replication checkpoint signaling. Gene Ontology annotation, molecular function: chromatin binding. The annotation marks the transcript as partial. The transcript has 11 exons. The record is from RefSeq and is a predicted model, not a curated record.
GACAUACCUAACCAAUUCUGUCGAGACCCUAGCAGUCUGCAUGAAAUUCUCAGGAGAUUUGUUCGUACAAGUAGAUGUCCCCUUAUAUUUAUAAUCUCGGAUAACUUCAGUGGAGACAGCAACCAAAGGUUACUAUUCCCAAAGGAAGUGCUAGAGGAGUUCUGUAUAUCCAACAUUAGUUUCAAGCCUGUUGCACCAACAAAUAUGAUGAAAGUUCUUAAUCGGAUAGCUGCAACAGAAGCUAGUCUGAACAGAGAAAAGAGUUAUGCUCUUGAUAGAGCUUCUCUGGAGUUGCUUUGCAGAGGUUGUUCAGGUGAUAUAAGAAGUGCAAUAAACAGUCUUCAGUUUUCAUCUAUGAAAGACUGCUCAUUGGAGAAGGAGUUUUGGUCAAGGAAGAAAAAAUGUGAACAAGCAGUAUCUAAAGUAAGGAAGAAAAAUAAAUCUGAUACUUCAGAAGACCAGGACAUACAAGCUAUCGGUGGCAAAGAUGCUUCCAUCUUUCUAUUCCAUGCUCUGGGGAAAAUAAUUUACUGCAAAAGAGAAGCAGUGUCAGAAUGGGAAUUUCCUCAGCUGCCUGCUCACUUGUCAGAGUAUCGUCGAGACACCUUGCUUAUUCAGCCUGAGGAUAUUGUGGAAAAAUCACAUAUGUCUGGAAGCAUGUUUAAUUUAUACCUUCACCAGAACUAUGUAGACUUUUUUUUUGAUGUAGAUGAUAUAGUGAGAGCCAGUGACUAUUUGAGCACCGCUGAUGUCCUUUGUGGUAAUUGGAGCACACGGCCUGUGAUGGAAAAAUACAGUGCAUCUGUGGCUACCCGAGGGGUGAUACAUUCAAAUACAUCCAGAGCCUUUGCCCACCACCAAGGAGGCAUGGGGUUCCGGCCUUUACAUAAACCCCAGUGGUUUUUUAUCAAUAAGAAGUAUCAAGAAAAUUGCCUUGCUGCAAAAUCUCUCUUUUCAAGCUUCUGUUUACCACCUGAGUGUCUUCAGACAGAGCUGUUGCCUUAUCUUGCUAUGUUAGCAAAUCCAAUGAGAAACCAAGCUCAGAUUGCUUUUAUCCAAGACGUUGGGAGGCUACCACUGAAGAGACAUUUUGAGAGGCUAAAGCUUGAAAUGCUUACUGACAAAGAUCCUGGGAUACCGGACGUAUUUCUUACCUCUGAGGGGGACGAGGCCGAUGUGCAUGCUGUGGGGACAGCUCUACCAGUGAAGAAAAACAGGACGAAUGAGAAUCAAUCAGAUGGAUUCCCUCUCUCUUCUAGCCAGUGCAGUGGAAGUGAACUGCCUUGCAGUCAGCCUCAGCCUGUUGCAGCUCAAGCGAUUAUGGAGGAAGAUGAAUUAAAAAUAGAGGAAUAUGAUAGUGACUGA